Messenger RNA from Cucurbitaria berberidis CBS 394.84, 21833 nucleotides. Its product is annotated as nonribosomal peptide synthase. The record is from RefSeq and is a predicted model, not a curated record. The transcript is spliced from 12 exons. Bases 12 to 21617 code for a protein of 7201 amino acids. Lineage: Eukaryota; Fungi; Ascomycota; Dothideomycetes; Pleosporales; Cucurbitariaceae. Gene Ontology annotation, molecular function: phosphopantetheine binding; catalytic activity.
AACCUGUCGAAAUGGAGCCUGAAGACACUAGUCACGUGGAGAGUCUCCAGUCAAUCUGGGCUCAUGUUUUGAAUCUGCCACGUGUUGCACUCGAUCAACCAUUCCUCUCAGUUGGCGGAGACUCCAUCUCCGCGAUGCAAGUCGUGGGCCAAUGCCGCAAGGAAGGUAUGAGUCUCGGCGUACAGGAAGUCCUGCGGAGUCGAUCCAUCAUCCAGUUGGCGAACGCUGUCAAAGAGGUCGAAAGCUCCUCUUAUGAGCACGAAGAAUACUUCGAUGAAGAAUUUGAUCUUUCGCCAAUUCAGUCUCUCUAUUUCCAGCGACCGAAUACACACGGACAUUUCAACCAAUCAUUUUAUCUUCGAGUAACGCGCAGGACGGCUGCGCAACAGUUCCAAUCAGCAGUGGAGCAAUUGAUUUCCCGCCAUUCUAUGUUGCGUGCACGCUUCUCAUUCUCGGAAGAGCAAGGCUGGCAGCAGCGUCUCACAAAUGAUAUCGCGGGUUCUCAUCGCUUUCGACAUUCUACUGUUUCAUCGCAGGGUGAAAUUGACGCCUUGAUUGAAGACUCGCAGCAGUGCUUUGAUCACAGUAAUGGCCCUUUGUUCGCUGCCGAUUUCUUCGAUUUCGGUAACGAGCAAUACGCUUUCCUCACCGGUCACCACCUUGUUGUUGAUUUGGUCACGUGGCGACUGCUACUGGAAGAACUAGAAGAGAUACUGAAAGGCGGACAGUUACUUGCGCCUGCUCUACCAUUCCAGAAAUGGGCUGAAUUACAGAGCGAGCAUGCAGAGACUCUUCAACUGGACGAGGUUCUUCCACAUGUCAAUGUUCCUGCGCUAGACUUUUCGUACUGGGGUAUCCAGCACGAAGAUAACACAUACGGCAAUGCUGGUCACGCUAGCUUUGAACUGGACACGAAUCUCAGCUCUGCAUUCUUGACUACCUGUCAUACCGCCUACAAGACGGAACCAGUAGAAGUCCUGCUCGCGUCGUUGAUUCAGUCCUGGUCUCACGUUUUCACCGAUAGACCUGUGCCUGCUAUAUUUAACGAGGGUCACGGACGUGAGCCUUGGAGCGCAGAUAUCGAUAUCACUCGUACGGUCGGCUGGUUUACCGCAUUGUCCCCAAUUCUAGUCACGCCUUCUCAACAUCCUACGGAAACUGUACGCAAGACCAAGGAUUUCAAACGGCGGAUUCCUGGCAACGGGCGGCCCUACUUUGCUCGGCGAUGUCUUACCAAAGACGGCCGCGAGCAGUUUAAGACCCAUUGGCCGAUGGAAAUUUUGUUCAACUAUCUGGGCCAAUAUCAGCAACUUGAAAGGCCCGAUGCUCUUCUUCAGCCAUUAGGAACUAUGGCUGGCGAGACGGGAAAAUCUGGCGGAACAUCGGACUUUGGUCACGACACCUGCCGCUGGGGACUUUUCGAAAUCUCCGCCUUCGUUUUUAAAGGGCAUCUUAAGGUUGCAUUUACAUUCAAUCGCCAUAUGGAACAUCAGGGCCUCAUACAGCAGUGGAUCUCUGAGUGUCAGACGACCAUUUCCAAGAUGAUUCAAGGGCUUAUUUUUCUGGAUCCUAAACCAACCGUGAGCGACUUUCCUUUGCCGUCAUUGACAGAGGACAGUUUCUACUCUAUGCUAGAGAGACUCUCAGGCAUGGGUAUCACGGAAUCCGACGUGGAGGAUGUUUAUCCAUGCUCAGGUAUGCAGGAGGGUCUCUUGCUUUCGCAAACAAAAGAUGCUGGGUUUUACGCUGCAGCUACGCUACAUGAGAUCAAGACUCCGAAUGGCCCACUCUUGUGGGAAAGCGUAGUCGACGCUUGGCGUCAAGUUGUCAGGCGCCAUCCAGCGUUGCGAACCGUGUUUCUCGAGAAUGUUGGGGCAAAGGAAGGGCUGUACAACCAAGUCGUUCUCAAAGACAUAGCUGCCAACAUCGUACACAUCAAAUGUGAGAAUGAGCUAGAUGCUGUUCGACAUAUCGAAGAGCAACGCUCGGUCAGUUACAACAAUGGUCGCUGUCCCAAUCAUCGCUUCACGAUCUGCAACACGGAAGAUGGGAGAACUUUCUGUUCUCUGGAGAUCAGCCAUGCUAUCAUGGACGGCCACUCGAUGAGUAUGCUCGUUUUUGAUCUUCAGAGAGCAUGUGAAGGCCAGCUUCGUUCGGGUGGCCCGCCAUAUAGUGACUACAUAUCAUGGCUGAUGAAGCAGCCUCAAGAGAGUAGCUUGGAGUUCUGGAAGUCGUACCUUGGCGGCAGCGAGGUUUGCUCCUUCCCCGUUCUACAUGAUGGAAGAACGAUCGAGAAGGAAUUGAUCUCUAUCCGCAUGGACUUGACCAGCAUCGGAUUGCCAGACUUGCAAGGCUUCUGUAACACGCAUGGAAUCACGCUAUCGAACGUCUUCCACACCGCAUGGGCUCUCACUUUGAGCUGUUAUGUGGGAAGUGACGAUGUCACAUUUGGAUAUCUUACCUCGGCGAGAGAUUCCGAGGAGGUUUAUGGUGUCGAGGACAUGUGUGGCCCUAUCAUCAACACGCUAGUUUGCCGCGUGAAUCUUACCAACGGCUCUCGCUGUCUCCUUGACGUUCUCCAGGAUGUACAGCGAGACUACAUGGAAGCUAUACCGCAUCGCCAUAUUGCGCUGGCUGAUGUCCAGCAUGUUGUGGAGCUGUCCGGCGCUAGUCUGUUCAAUACCGCCUUGUCUUAUCGCCGCCUACCCCAGGAACAGCAAAUUGACGACAGCAGUCUCCGAAUUGUGGAGGUCCGGCCGAUUUACGACCCAACAGAGUAUCCAGUCAGUCUCAAUAUCGAAGUGGGUGACACAGCUGCAGCGGUCGAUCUGGACUACUGGACGGACCACCUCUCUGCAGCGCAAGCGGUCAAUGUCGCCAGUACUUUCGCUCGUGCCCUUGAAAAUAUCGUCUUCAACGCCAAACGUCGUAUUUCCGCACUGGACCAUCUCAGUCCAAGGCAUUUGGAACAAAUCCAGAAUUGGAACGUGAUACCCGCCACGUUGAACGAGUGCGUGCAUCACAUGUUCGCAAAAUGGGUUGCGACCCAGCCCGAUGCCCCAGCAAUCUGUGGAUUUGAUGGCAGCUACACUUACGCUGAGCUUGAUGCCGUCACCAAUCGUCUAGCGCAUCAUCUCGUCAAGCUGGGCGUCGGCCCUGAGGUGUUUGUACCCACUUGUUUCGACAAGAGCGCUCUUGCAGUGGUUGCUAUGCUUUCUGUCCUCAAAGCAGGUGGUGCAGCCGUACCACUCGACGCCACUCAUCCAAAGCCUGCUCUCCAAACGCGUUUAGAAGACGCAGGAGCUCAAAUAGUACUGACGACACCCUCGCGAGCGGAAAAGUUUGAGGGUCUCAUAUCAAGCGUGGUAAUAGUCAACUCCGCCUUCUUGGAGAGUCUAAGCGCAAUUGAUGGACCAGCUUGUACCAGCAUCCAGCCGCACAAUCCAGCCUUCGUCAUCUUCACUAGUGGGAGUACUGGUCGGCCCAAGGGAGUCGUGCUCGAGCAUUCAGCUAUAGUUACUAGUGCGGAGGCCCACGGCUCAAAAAUUGGACUGGGUCAAGGUUCUCGUAUGCUCCAGUUCGCCUCGUACACAUUCGACAACUCGCUAGAAGAGAUGUUUACAACCCUUCAGAGAGGAGGCUGCGUGUGCGUACCUUCUGAGGCUGAUCGCGUCAACGACCUUGGUGGAGCUAUCGCUAGACUGAACGUGAAUAUCGUGGAUCUCACGCCUACUGUCGCUGCCUUACUCACUCCUGCGGAAGUUCCCACCCUUAAACGCCUCUGUCUUGGUGCAGAACCUCUCACUAAAGCAUUGAUUGAGUUAUGGAGGCCGCAUGUUUCCGUCAUGGGUCAGUAUGGCCCAAGCGAAGCCUCUAUCAACUCUGCUUGGAGAGAUUUCAAAGACGGUGGCGAAGCCACCAAUAUCGGAAAAGCCAUCGGAUGUGUUUCUUGGAUUGUGGACCCGGAUAAUCGCAACCGUCUUGCGCCUAUUGGCUGCAAAGGAGAACUACUUCUUGAAGGACCUAUUUUGAGUCGUGGCUAUCUCAAUGAUGUUCAGAAAACGCAGGCGGCGUUCAUCCUGGACCCUGAAUGGGCAUGCACAGCGGGACCAAAGGGACGAAGGUUCUACUGUACCGGUGAUCUGGUUCAAUACACUUCAGAUGGAGAAAUGAUGUAUUUGGGUAGGAAAGAUAGUCAAGUCAAGCUGAAUGGCCAGCGUAUCGAGCUUGGCGAGAUUGAACACCACCUCAAACUCAAUCUUCCGUCCGGUGCUAAAUCCGCGGUUGAGUUAGUCAAGUUCAAUGAUAGCAACGCUACGAAGGCCCUGGUAGCCUUUAUGUGCUUGAACAAUGAGUCAGCCGCGUCCAAUAAUCAUGGACUGCCCUUGAUCAGCGAGAUGACGGAUUCAGUGCGGGCGGUGGCAAAGCAAGUAGAAGUUACCCUCGCUAAUGCGUUGCCGGUGUACUACGUACCAACUAUAUUCAUGCCCGUCACGAACAUGCCUAUGACGACAUCAGGCAAACUCGACCGCAAGGUGCUGCGCCAGCUUGCUACGGAAGUACCUGAGUCACAGUUGACCCCCUUUCGCUUGGCUGGCAAAAGUGGCCGCGCGCCUUCAGGCCAUGUCGAGAGUAUGUUGGCUCGCAUAUGGGCAUUGGUCCUGAAGGUGAGCGCAGACACAGUGGGUGCAGAAGACUCGUUUUUCCGACUUGGUGGAGAUUCGAUCAGCGCAAUGCGGCUUGUCACAGCGGCUAGAAAGGAGGGCCUUUUGCUGAAUGUGGCCAAUGUUUUCGCACAACCGAAGCUGCUAGAGAUGGCAGCCACUGUUGUUGUUCUCUCCUCAGAUGAGCUGACCACCGAACUUGAACGUGACACCGCUCCCUUCGAACUCCUUCCCGAGAACGCAAGACAGCGCAUCACCGAUUUUGCGGCGUCAGAAUGCGGCGUCAUCUCAGACUCCAUCGAGGAUAUUUACCCAUGCAGCAAACUUCAAGAAGGCCUCAUUAUGCUCUCAAACAAAGAUCCAGGGACAUAUGUCGUGCAGCCUAUUUACCGCCUACCAUCCGAUAUCGACUUGGACCGCUUCAAACAGGCAUGGCAAAGUGUGUUUGCAACGGAGGCUGUUCUACGCACACGUAUCAUAUACACUGAGCAAGAUGGCUUCCUGCAAGUCGUGUUGCGAGAGGAGCUGAAGUGGCAUGCACUAGCAGAUCUCCAGGAAAUCAAUGAAACAACUCGACAGCUCCCGGCGAAGAAUGGUGCUCCUCUUACUACAUUCACUAUUGUAGGUGAGAAUUCAGUUGCGCCUUGCUUUGUAUGGACUGCGCAUCACGCCGUGUAUGAUGGCUGGAGUUGGGCAACUCUGUUCCGCAGGGUUGAGUCUUACUAUCGCAAAACGACACAGGAUGUGCCACCUUCGGUCCCUUACACACGUUUCAUCAAGUACCUGUCUAUUCUUGAUCAGAAGCAGUCUGACGAGUUUUGGUUGUCCAACCUCGAUAACAUGACCGCCCCCCAGUUUCCCAAGUUACCGUCCCCGGGCCACAGGGUAGAGGCCAACAGCCAGCUGUUACAUGUCGUGAACAUCACUCGAGAGCCAAGUAUUGAGGUCACAAUUCCUUCAAUGAUCCGCGCAGCGUGGGGUUUACUACUGGCUACGUACUCCGGGUCCGACGAUGUGUUGUGGGGAGAGACAAACAGCGGACGAGAGGCGUCCGUUCCCGGUAUCGAGUCUGUUAUCGGCCCGACAAUUACAACUGCUCCUAUACGACUACGGCUGAACCGUCGACUUACAGUGCACCAGUAUCUGAGAGAGACGCAGCGGCAGUCCUCGACUUCUUUGCCUUACCAGUUCGCCGGUCUACAACACAUUCGCAAACUUAGUUCUGAAACGGCAGUAGCUUGCGACUUCCAAAGCUUCCUCGGAAUUGAAGUAGGUGACAGCUUGCAAGAUGCUGACAGUGCUUUGUGGAACAUGGAGAGUGCUAAUACUAUUGGCACGGACUUCUUCAGUUAUGCUCUCAUUUUCAACUGCCAAGUAAAACCGGACAGCGUGCACAUUGAGGCUCUCUAUGACAACCAAGUCAUAGAGCCGUGGCUUGUUCAACGCCUCCUGCAGCAGUUUGAAUUCAUCCUUACUCGUUUCAACUCUGUUGAAGCUCUCGAUCGAGCUUUGGACGACGUUGGUCUACUCAACCCCGCCGACCAGGAAGCCAUUACUGUGUGGAAUGGCAAGCCCGUUCAUGUUGUCAAUCGAUGCAUCCAUAGCGUCAUUAAGGAGGACCAGACCACUGUACGGCCUACUGCCGCUGCUGUUGAAGCAUGGGAUACUGGCGUUAUGACGUACCGAGAGCUCGACGAACGGGCUACUCGGCUUGCUUCUCAUCUAGUGUCACUAGGAGUAAAGCCGCAGCAGUUCGUUCCGCUCUGUUUCGACAAAUCAGGUUGGACGAUCGUCGCCAUACUCGCUGUUCUCAAAGCUGGAGCAGCUUUUGUCCCUUUGGAUUUUGAAGCGCCAAUUCUCCGAUUACGCGAACUCGUUGGGGACGUCGAAGCCGAACUGCUCCUUUGCGCGCCGCAGUACGAGGCUUUAUGCAUGUCCAUACCAUGUAAUACCCUUAUCGUCAACCGAGAGACCACUGAGCAAGGCCAUGCCCGUCUGAACAAACUACCUGAUGUUCAGAGUGAUUCUCCAGCUUACGCUUUCUACACUUCCGGUUCGACAGGAAAGCCUAAGGGCGCUGUGAUUAACCACUCUCACUGGGUCACAAGUUCUACAGCAUUUGCCCCGGGAUGGGAAAUGUCAGAAACAUCUCGAGUGCUUCAAUUCGCUUCAUACACCUUUGAUGCCUGCUUGAUUGAAAUAUUUAGCACAUUGAUGUGUGGCGGCACUGUCUGCGUGCCCGAUCAAGCAUCCCGAACAAAUGACCUCGUAGGAGUUAUCAACAAAUUCAACGUCAACUGGGCGACGUUGACUCCUUCGGUUGUGCGUAUGAUGCAGCCCUCCCAAGUCCCACAGCUCAAAAUGCUCGUGCUUGUUGGGGAGGCGAUGUCACAACAAGACCUACAUACCUGGGCGGACCGUGUCACCCUUGGCAAUGGCUACGGUCCGACCGAGUGCGCUGCAAUUUCCACUUCUAAUGUUAUGACACUUCAUACCAAGCCGAACAACCUUGGCAAGGCAGUGACAGCGCAAGGUUGGAUCGUUUCCAAAGACAACCAUCAUACGAUUUUGCCAGUUGGGGCUAUUGGAGAACUGUUGCUUGAGGGCGGUGCUGUUGGCGUUGGGUAUCUCAAAAACCCAGAAAAAACAGCACAAGCUUUCAUAACCCAUGUAAAGUGGCCGAAAGGACUACUUUUUGACCGACUGUCAAGCAAGUUACGAAUCUAUAAGACCGGCGAUCUUGUGAUGUACAACGAGGAUGGUACAAUGCUAUAUCUUGGCCGGAAAGACUCGCAGACCAAAGUUCGCGGACAGCGACUGGAACUCUCCGAGGUCGAACAUCAUCUUAUGGACGACGAUCUAAUUCAGAAUGCCCUUGCUUCUGUACCUACCGCUGGGCCUUGCGCGAAGCGGCUGGUGGGUAUCGUAUCACUUCAGAAUUGCCCACCGUCAACGACACUGGGGCGAGAGCUGCAGAUUCUUACCCACGAGACCGCUUCUCUCAAUAUUUUUAUUAUUCGUGACCAUCUCUGUGAGCGAUUGCCAUCAUAUAUGAUUCCGUCUCUGUGGGUUGCUAUUCAGCAAUUCCCAUUGAUGCCCUCGGGCAAAAUGGACCGUAGAUGCGUACUACAAUGGCUAGAGAAAAUGGACAGGGACACGUAUCGGGCGAUCUCAUCCCUGGGCUCAGGGGCCCCCCAAACGGAUGCGAGUGCUGUUGAGCGAAAACUACAGGCAAUCUUCGCGAAUGUCUUGAACCUACCUUCGGAAGACGUGCGCCUCACCCAAUCAUUCUUGCAUUUAGGGGGCGAUUCUAUUGCAGCCAUGCAAGUGUCCUCGAAAUGCCGAGCGCAAGGCCUAGCCAUGAGCGUACAAGACAUCAUUCGUUCGAAGUCAAUCACUACACUCGCGUCAACCGUUGAUGCAUCAUCGCAGGACCGUAAUCUAAUAACCUCCGAAGCGCAAGAGUACAACUUCCCUUUCGAAGUUUCGCCUAUUCAGAAAGUCUUCUUCGAUACUGUCGGCAAUGCGCAUAACCACUUCAAUCAGACAGAGAUUUUCCGUCUUGCGCGAAACUUUGACUUGGAUGAGAUCAAACACGCAUUAACUGCACUGGUAGAGAUUCAUCCCAUGCUACGUGGGCGCUUUGCUAGGGAUGAGUCCGGGACCUGGCGUCAGCGAGUCGAGAAGGAUACUAAGAAGUCCUUCAGGCUACGCCAACAUCACGUACAGGUUGCCGAUGAUGCCACGCUUCGCCCGAUCCUCGAUGCUAGCCAGGCAACGUUGGACAUUAUGAAAGGGCCAACUUUCGCAGUCGAUAUCUUUGAAGCCAACGCGACAUUCUCUCAAGCCAUAGCUCUUGUUGCUCAUCAUUUGAUCAUCGAUGUUGUCUCUUGGGGCGUUCUUUUGGAGGAUCUGCAAAAUCUCCUCAAUGGAAUUAACCCUCCACCGCAAAGUCUUCCAUACCAUGCAUGGCUGCAACUGCAGUCUACGCAAGCUAAACAAGAGACUGCGAAAAGGGUUUUCCCUAUCGGCGAUAUCUCACCCACGAAUUUUGACUACUGGGGAAUGGGAGACAGUCGCAACGUUAGCGGAGACGCUAUAGAGGAAGACUUUCAGUUGAGCACAAGAGACACAAUGCUUCUACUUGGAGCCCAGGAUGCGCUAUCCACUGAGAUCCUUGACAUCUUGGUUGCCGCAUUAUUCGAAUCCUUCCGCAAGGUGUUCCCAGAUAGGACUACUAUCACCAUCCACAACGAGGGCCAUGGCCGAGAGCCGUUCAAGUCUAGCCAAGACCUCUCCCGCACGGUCGGGUGGUUUUCAACUCUGACGCCCAUUAGUCUUCCAGUGCCCCCAGAAGAGACAACUGAUAUAGUUAGCACCAUUCGAUGGGUAAAAGAUGUGAGGGCUCGAACUCCCGACAAAGGUCGUCCCUACUUCGCCUACCGAAAUUUGACUGAGGAAGGCCAUACUCGUUUCGCCAGCCAUUGGCCUGCCGAGGCCGUCUUCAAUUACGUUGGAAGGCUCCAGAAUAUGGAUCGCAAAGAUGCUCUGUUUUCAUCGCUAGACGGCAUUGACUCACGUGAAAUCGGAGAAGAUGUCCCUCGCUUGUCGAUUUUCGAUAUCACAGCAGCUGUAUCCCAAGGUGCUAUCAAACUUUCCUUUGGAUGGAAUCGACAUAUGAAACGCCAGGCCGAGAUCCGCACCUGGGUUGCACAAUGCAAACAGACACUUGUCGAUGCCGUCGAUGAACUCCUCUUGGUGCGUCCGGAACCCAGCUUAGGGAACUUCAAGCAUCUUCCUCUGCUUUACAAUGGAAUGUCCAGAGUUACGGAGGCACUCCCCUCCAGCAUGACCAUAGCAGACAUCGAGGACAUCUACCCUACAUCGCCUAUGCAACAAGGACUUCUGCUUACGCAGUCGAGGAAUCCUGAACUUUAUACCUACCAUACUAUCUUCGAGGUGCAAGCAACAGAUCGCAGUCAGCCUGUAGACCCACACAGACUCGCCGAAGCUUGGCAAAUUGUCGUUCAUCGGCAUCCCGCCCUGCGCACUGUCUUCAUAGACAGCGUCGCCAAAAAUGGUUCAAAAGACCAAAUCGUGAUCAAGGAUAAAGCUGGAAGGGUUCAAUUCACUGAAGAUUGUGCUGACAUCGAAGUCGCUGACAUACUGCGGGAACAGCCCGCAAUCGACUGUCGCGAAGCCACUCCACCCCAUCGCAUGACUAUCUGCAAAACAGUGUCGGGGAGAGUUUGGAUCAAAUUAGAGCUGAGUCAUGUUAUCAACGAUGGCACUUCCAUCUCCAAUAUCCUCGGCGACCUCGCUAGCGCAUACGCGAGGAGGCUAUCUCGAGCCGACGCCGGGCCGCUUUACUCGGACUACAUUGCCUACAUUUUAUCCAGCUCUAGGGAUACAGAUGUUGCAUACUGGACAACCUAUCUUUCUGGCGUUGAGCCCUGCCUCUUUCCCGCCCUUAAUGAUGGGAAAUCAAGGCCGCACGAGUCUGGGUCGAUUGACAUUCACCUUGGAGGCACCAAAGAUAUUUACGCUUUCUGCAAAAGGAAUGGUGUGACACUCUCCAAUGUUCUCCAGCUUGCCUGGGCCCUCACCCUACACUGCUACGUUGGCGCCUCUGAUGUGUCCUUCGGACUCGUGGCAUCGGGUCGUGACAUCCCUGUAAAGAACAUCGAUGAAGCAGUGGGGUGUUUCGUAAACAUGCUCAUUGUUCGCCUCACGUUUUCGGACGAGACAACCAUUUCUCACCUCCUUGAAGCUCUUCAGACAGGUUCUAUGAAUGCAUUGUCUCACCAGGGCUGCUCACUCGCCGACGUUCAGCAUGAGCUUAAGCUGUCUGCCCUUUUCAAUACAGCAUUCACGUUCCAGAGACGAAACCUCUCCCGCGACCCCGAAGAGACAGCACUUAUCUACGAUAACAUGGAAGCAGCUGACUCCGGAGAGUAUGCCGUCACAAUUAAUGCUGAUGUUACUGAUGAGAGUAUAUCGGUUGAUUUUGGAUUCUGGAAAGACAAAAUUCUCCCCGUGCAGGCACAGAACAUGGCCGACACUUUCCAAACGAUUCUUCAAGAUAUCAUUACUAGCAGUGCCGACACUCUUACUGUCGGCAACUUGGAUAUCUUUACCUCAGGCAGCCUCCGACAAAUCAUGGAUUGGAAUGUCGACCUUCCACUACCUAUCCGCCGCUGUGUACAUGAAGUCAUUCAUGAGCAAGCUCUCACAAGGCCGCGUUCUACUAAGGCCGUCGAAGGCUGGGACGGGACUUUCACUUAUCAGGAGUUCGAUAGAAUAACUGAUCAGUUAGCGACCCAUCUACAGGCCAUUGGUGUCACCACCGAGACCUUUAUUCCUAUUUUAUUCGACAAGUCGUCAUGGGCCAUUGUCAGCAUGAUAGCUAUCAUGAAGGCUGGCGGCGCGUAUGUUCCUCUUGACCCGAAGCAUCCACAAACCCGCCUUUGUGAGCUCAUAAACGACGUGGGUGCCAAAGUCCUGCUGUGUUCGCGAAACUACCAUGACAAGGCGAGCGAAGUCGCCACUACGCCUCUAAUCGUGGACCAAAGGUCUGUCCGAAAGAUUUCAGUUCCCGCCGGAACGAAGCCGAAGUCCACAGCAAGCCCAGAUAAUGCAGCGUAUUGUCUGUUCACAUCAGGCACAACUGGCAAACCGAAAGGCACUAUUAUUCCACAUCAAGCUUUCUGUACGAGUGCAGCUGCAUUUACGCGUCGUAUGAACAUAAACGCAACCUCGCGCACAUUCCAGUUUGCUUCCUAUACCUUCGACGCCAGUUGCAUAGAGAUCCUUUCUGCGCUCACUGUCGGUGCCAGUGUGUGUGUGCCUACUGAGGAUGAUCGAAUGAACAAUCCCGCUGGGGCUAUUCGUAAAUUCAAAGCGAACUGGUCGCUGUUGACUCCAUCUGUUCUUGGAACAAUUGAGCCAGAGCGCGUACCUUGUUUGAAGACGCUCGUAUCCGGAGGCGAAGCCCUACCUGGUCUCAUACUCAAGAAAUGGGGUAAUAGUACAUGUUUCAUAAAUGCGUACGGCCCGACGGAAACCGCAGUUGUGGCCGCCACUAGCUACAAGUCUACCCUUGACCACAAACUGAUCGAGACGGACCCUGGGACCAUAGGCUUCGGUUCUGGAUGCCGACUAUGGAUUGUGCAUCCUCGAAACCACGAUAAACUAAUGCCUGUGGGAAGCGUUGGCGAACUGAUUAUCGAAGGUCCUACCGUCGCACGUGGCUAUCUCAAUGAUGAAGUCAAGACUAACAAAGCUUUUAUUGCCGACCCUAAAUGGGCUUUAACUCUCCCUUCAGACAAUGGGACUUUCCAAACUUCGCGCAUGUACAAGUCUGGUGAUCUGGUCCGCUACAAUUCUGACGGGUCGGUCAGCUACAUAGGCCGCAAAGAUACACAGAUCAAGCUCAACGGUCAGCGGAUCGAGCUGGGCGAGAUCGAGUUCCAUGUUGGGAAAAACUUCCCGGAGUAUGUGCAAUCUGCAGUCGAGCUGGUCUCGCCUUCAAGCCGGAGUUCUGCCAAGGCUCUAGCCGUAUUCUUCACUAUCAUCCAGAACCAGUCAUCUGAAAGCGCAGACGUAAUUCAGCGAACGUCUACCGACCUACCAGCUCCUGAAGAGCUACUUCUUCCCAUGAGUGGGGAGCUUCGGGAUCUUUGCAAGGCAACAGAGAAUGGUCUUGGUGAUUCUUUACCGCCUUAUAUGGUGCCUUCUAUUUUCAUUCCCGUUACGAAAAUGCCAUGGACGUCUGCAGGGAAACUAGACCGGAAUCGCUUGCGAAAUCUUGUCCAGGACAUCAAUCGCGACGCAAUGGCGUUCUAUCGGCUGACGAAUGCGGUGAAUAAGAAGCACUCGAGCAACGAAUCAGAAAAGAAGCUGCACAAAGCAGUUUGUUCGGUGCUCAACCUACCUGCAUCAUCAGUGGGAAUUGAUGAUAGCUUUGUGCGCCUCGGCGGCGACUCCGUCUCAGCGAUGCGACUCGUUGCGAGUGCGCAGGCUGAACACCUGGAGCUAUCUUUCAUUGAUAUCUUCAAGAACCCCAAACUUGCAGACCUUGCCAGAAUAGGCACCCGCGCGGAGAAUUCCUAUACCUUGGAGAAGGCUAUACAGCCGUUUGAGCUGUUGCAGCCUCCUCUCAUAAAAACAGAGGUAAUGCAGGAGGUUGCGCAGCAAUGCCGUGUGCCCAAGGAUGAUAUUCAAGACAUAUUCCCUACGAGUCCGCUCCAGGACGCACUCAUCACCCUUUCAAUCAAGCAGACUGGAGCUUACGUCGCGCAACACGUCCUAGCGCUCCCAAGUCCCGUAGAUAUCAACAAGUUCAAGGCCGCAUGGGAGAAGUUAAUCCAGGAAACUGAUAUUCUUCGCACACGCAUUGCCCAAAUGCGGUCAGGCGCAUUCGUACAAGUCGUUCCAGUAGACGAUACCAUCAUUUGGCAAGAAGUAUCCUCACUCCACGAAGCCGAGAAGGAGACUGCGCAGAUACCCUCACACCUUGGAGGAAGACUGGCAUCUUACACAAUCGUUCGUACACUCUCCAACGAGAGAUUCUUUGUUUGGACUGUGCAUCAUUCGCUAUAUGAUGGCUGGAGUAUUUACUUAAUGCUUCAGCGAGUCCAGCAGAUAUACCAGACGGGAUCUUCGAAGCUGACGCAGACGCCGUAUACGAAGUUCAUCAAAUACCUUAUGGAUGCAAAGAAAGAUGCGUCAAUCAAGUUUUGGAAGGAAUGCCUAGCUGGAGCCACUCCGUUCCAAUUUCCACAGCAGUCUCACUCGAUUUCAGAGAGGAUAUCCGAAGGGCAAACACUACAACACGCCAUCAAGCUUGCUCCUAGUCGCCAUGCCGAUGUCACAGCCUCAAAUGUCAUUCGGGCAGCAUGGGCUCUACUUCUUUCAGCAUAUACAGGCAGCGAUGAUGUUAUAUUCGGAGAAACACUCGCCGGUCGUGAUAUUGCUGUAACAGGUAUCACCGAUGUAUGUGGCCCAACCUUGACAACUGUGCCCACGCGCGUCAAGAUCAAUCGCGACGCUACUGUGACAAAUCUCCUUGGGAAUAUCUCUGCUACUGCGACGGACCGCAUCCCUUAUCAGCACCACGGCCUGUCUGAUAUGAAACGAAUCAGCGACGAAACAGCGGCCGCUUGUGACUUUCAAAAUCUACUCGUCGUGCAGAAUGAGAACGAAGAACUCUCCGAUUCAAUCUGGUCGGUCUACGAUAAGGGAGAACAGAGCGGUUUUUUCACCUAUCCACUGGUGAUUGAAUGCAAAAUGAGCAAAUCGACGACCCAAAUCAUGGCACACUACGAUGCAACUGUGAUCUCAACUUGGGAAGUCCAGCGACUUCUCUACCAGUUAGAGUCUGUCCUGACCCAACUCAACUCAGUCAUUUAUGUCCGCGAAGUUCACGUCUUAAGCAAACAGGACAAGGAUUUGGUACGAAAAUGGAAUCAGUAUGAGCCAAAAGUCGUCGAUGACACCGUACCUGCUCUAUUCUUCAAACAGGUCGUCUCGCAACCUGACGCGAUAGCGGUUUCGGCAUUCGAUGGAGAGUUCACGUAUGCUGAAGUCGGUGAUCUAGCUUCUCAGUUCGCCCAAGAAUUGGUGGAGCUUGGUGCACGCCCAGACCAACUGGUUCCUAUCUGUCUAGAUAAGUCACGCUGGGCAAUCGUCACCAUCAUGGCGAUUCUCAUUUCAGGUGCUGGCUAUGUUCCGCUCUCACCAGCAUAUCCUACUUCUCGACACCGUCAGAUAAUUGAAGCCUGCAAAGGUUCAAUUGUUCUAUGCUCCCCAUUAUAUGAGAACCGCUUCGCAAAUUUGGCCGACCGAGUGUUCAGUGUGAGCGAGGCAAAUAUUCGCGAGCUACCUAUUUGCCGGUCCCCAAUCUUGUUGCCGGCAAAGAGCAACAAUAUCUGCUAUGUUAUUUUCACAUCUGGGAGCACUGGGAUACCUAAAGGAGUGGUUGUGGAGCAUAGAAAUAUCGUUUCAAGCUCGGCUGCGAUAUGCAAGGGUCUCCAUAUAACACCCUCGUCGAGAGUGUUCCAGUUCUGCUCUUUUCUCUUCGAUGUCUCGGUUGGUGAGACUCUCGCAGUUCUGAUGUGUGGUGCGACUAUCUGCGUUCCCUCGGAGGAACAACGCACAGCAGACCUUGCUUCUGCCAUUACUACGCUACAGGCGACAUGGGCGUUCCUUACCCCCUCUGUCGCAAAUACUCUCGAAGGUCCCCAUGUAGUUCCUACUCUGAAGACUUUGGUCACCGGAGGCGAGGCAAUGACAUCCGAAAUUGUCGAAAAGUGGGCUUCAGGCCUACAACUUUACAACGGCUACGGACCUACCGAGGGCGCCGUGUUUGCCGUCACGAAUGAUCUUGUAUCGGUCCAACGCGAUCCGUCAAACAUCGGCCGAAUGCUUUCAAGCGGCAGAGCCUGGUUGACAAAUCCGCGGGAUCCCAAUGAGCUUGCUCCUGUGGGGGCAGUCGCAGAGUUGUGUUUGGAAGGGGCACUCCUGGCCCGAGGAUAUCUGAAUGAACCUGAAAGGACUGCUGAAUCAUUCGUCCAGAACCCAGGCUUCAUGAAGGUGUUCUCCCAAGGUCCGUCUCGUACAUAUCGCACCGGUGACCUCGUUCGAUACGCCCCAGAUGGCUCUCUCCAUUAUCUUGGGCGCAAGGACAACCAGGUCAAACUUGCUGGUCAGCGCAUCGAGCUUGGUGAGAUCGAACAUCAUCUCCAUGCCGAUCACAGUGUUUGGCAAGCCGUCGUACAGCUGCCAAAGACUGGGCCUUGCGAGAAGAAGCUUACAGCAGUGCUAAGCUUCCGCAGCACGUGGAGCAGUGCCGUCGACACGAAGCAGCCGUGGCAUCAGCUGUUGGUGGGGAGGGGGAUACUUUCACAAAUCAACCACGUCAGAGACAGGCUCUCCGAUCUUGUACCAUCGUACAUGAUUCCCACCAUAUGGAUCGCUGUUUCUAGAAUUCCGUUCUUGGCUUCAAUGAAGUUCGACAGGAAACAAGUUGGCGCCUGGUUAGAGGGCAUGGACGACACCACCUACCAACAGAUACUCGAGCUCGAGGCCAGCGAAGAUACAACUAACACUGCAGAUGCAGCCAUCACAACCCUCCGAAAGAUAUGGGCUACGGUUUUGAACAAACCAGUCGACGUUGUGAAAGCGAACAGGUCAUGGCUAUCCCUGGGCGGCGAUUCCAUUACCGCCAUGAAACUCCUCGCGAAAUGUAGAAGUGAGGGUAUCACCCUCAGCUUGAACCAGGUCCUUCGCGCAAAAUCUCUCGCAAAUCUUGCCCAAAGCGUCAAAUCCACGACUGCUUCAAAUCACGGCAAGGAACAGACAGACAAACACUUUGACCUUUCGCCUAUCCAGCAGUUCUAUUUCAAAACUAAUGAUGCCGAAAAGAACACCCACUUCAACCAAUCGUCCACGUUGCGGCUUUCAAAGAAGGUAGAACCGACUGCCGUGAAUCGUGCCAUCAACUCUAUUGUUGAAUGCCAUUCCAUGCUUCGCGCCCGCUUUUCCAAAACCUAUCAUGGCCAGUGGCAACAGUCUAUCACGUCUGAUAUAAGCAAUGCAUACUCUUUCAAGGUGCAUGAUGUACGCACUUUAUCUGCCACCGUGGCCAUCAUCUCCUCUACGCAGAAGUGCCUCGACAUCGGGAAAGGACCGGUAUUCGCUGUCGAUCUGUUUAACCUUCAAACGGGAGAACAGGUUCUCUUCAUUGCUGCUCAUCAUCUUAUCAUUGACGUAGUCAGUUGGGGAAUCAUCCUAAGUGACUUGGAGGACCUUCUCAUUUCCCAACCAGCCGUGUCACUGCAGAAAGAAUUGCCAUUCCAGCUUUGGUGCGAGCAACAAUAUGCUCAUGCAAAUGAGUCUCACCAAGCAGAGGCGAUGAUUAAACAGUCAAUUUCUGUACUACCGGCAGAUAUCGCAUUCUGGGGUAUGGAGAAGCGAGAUAAUGUCUAUGGCGACGUUGAGCGAGAUCAGUUCUUCGUCGACAGGGAUAUCUCUGCCAUGGCGCUUGACAACCACGCAGCACUCAAAACAGAUGUAGUCGAUCUCCUAGUCGCAUCUAUUCUGCACUCCUUUUCUCGCGUUUUCAUCAACCGAAAGCCUCCAACUAUUUUCAACGAAUCACAUGGCCGCGAAGUGUGGGAGUCUAGCAAUCUCGACCUAUCACGAACGGUGGGUUGGUUCACAGCUAUGUACCCCAUCACAGUCCCUAUUGGCGAAGAAGAAGAUGACGUGGUACAUACAGUCCGCCAAGUCAAGGAUUGUCGCAGGAAAGUCACCGACAAUGGCCGACCCUAUUUUACGCAUCGGUUCCUGACGGAAGAUGGAAAGCAACGUUAUGCUGAACAUGCGCCUAUAGAAGUCUUGUUCAACUAUUUGGGCAGGCAAGAGUCCUCGGAAUCCGGUGACUCACUGUUUCAACCGAUACAGUUCGACGAGGACGAGGAAGACGAGACAUCGGACGUCGGCAGCAAAACUACCCGUAUGGCGCUCUUUGAGAUCUCUGCGGUCGUUUCCGAAGGCCAGCUGCAGUUGAUCUUCAUGUACAACCGCCGGAUGAAAAACCAGAAAGGCAUUCGAAGGUGGAUCGCUGAAUGCCAGCGAACGCUUGAAGAGAUCGUCACUAAUCUCGCCGAAAUUAAAACGUGGCAGGCUACAAUGGCUGAUUUCCCGUUGUUACCGCUAGAAUCAUACAGCCGCCUCGACCGCGUUCUGAAGAGUCUACCUUCCAUCGGAAUUUCAUCAUACGACCAAGUCGAAGAUAUCUAUCCUUGUUCCUCUAUUCAGGACGGCAUCAUCCUGAGCCAGAUCAAGAAUCCAGAGUCUUACUGGUCCUCUACGACGUUUGAGAUGAAGUCUAGACAGGGCCCGGUUGAUUCGAAGAAGGUGGCUGAAGCGUGGAAGAAGGUUGUUGAUCGGCAUCCCGCAUUGCGCACUGUAUUCAUUGAUAGUGUAUGCAGGGGAGGUGUCUUCGACCAAAUUGUUAUCAAAGAUACUGGUACUGGUUUAAUUAGGUACACCUGCGACGACUCUGAGCUCUUUGGUUUGCUUGACUCGAUCAAGUACAGCGAGCUUAAUGGCAAGAAGAAGCCAGCACUUCCACAUCAAGCUGUGGUUGUACAAUCGACCUCGGGGAAGAUUGUUGUCAAGAUCAUCGUUAACCAUGCUAUCAUUGAUGGAGGGUCACUGGCAAUCAUUGGACGCGAUCUUCAGGAAGCAUACAAAGGUAGUCUUUCCAACGAAGAGGGCCCACUCUACAGCAACUACAUCAGAUACUUGCGUAAUCUUCCCGCCAAUGACGCGAUCGAUUACUGGAAAGGCAAGCUGGGCGGCGUCCGGCCAUGCUACUUCCCCACAACAUAUCAGAAUACCUCCAGGCAGCGGCAGCUACGUUCGCUAGACAUGAAUUUCGACCGGUUUUCAGAGGUCCACAUUCUUGCUGGGAGGACCGAUGUCACUUUCGCAAACGUUUUGCUCGCUGCGUGGGCCCUUGUCCUACGUUCAUAUGUUGGUUCCUCGGAUGUUUGCUAUGGUUAUCUUACCUCUGGACGAAAUGUUCCGAUCAAUGAUAUAGAGAGCGCUGUUGGGGCUUUCAUCAACAUGUUGGUAUCUCGACUCAGCGUGACUCCAGCUCUUUCGCUACUCCUGGUCAUUCAACAAGUGAAGAACGACUUCAUCGAGUCUAUGCCGCAUCAACACUGUUCAUUAGCUCAAUUCCAGCAUGACCUUGGGCUCUCUGGAAAGGCUUUGUUCAACACUGCUGUCUCGAUUCAAACCCGCGUCACGACCGAUGACUCGACACACGACAACGCUGGUAUUGAGUUUCAGCAGCUCGAUGGCCAUGAUCCAAGUGAGUUCGCCAUUACGGUAAACAUCGAUGCCACGCGCGAUGACGAAGCAGUACGAUUUACAUACUGGAGUGACGCCAUAACCGAUGGGGAAGCAAAAAAUGUCUCCUCUCUCAUGGCCAAGAUCUUGGAUCAGGCUCUAGUCAACGUCAAUCAGACGGUGGCGGAGCUAGAUGCUACCGUGAAAGGAAAAGCCAUCCAAGCGCCUACGGCACAUCUUACACUACCUAAGCCACGCCCGUCUAUUCUAAGGUCACGCUCCAACACAUCCUACACAUCCAACUCUUCCGUGUCCCCAUCCCGAACACCCAGAAUAACCUUCCCAGAUCUGUCCCCCGCAACCCCCCUGCCGCCUGAGACCCCAGACUGGAACGUCCUUAUUCGAUCAAUCGUGAGUGAGAUGGUGCCUCAGAUUGUCGACCAGAUUGUUGCGAAAAACAAACUCGCCACAGAGCCUGCUUCUGCUACGAUCGACCAGAUGACGAGUCAGAUGACAGGAUUUCUCACCAGAAGAGCCUCCCAAUCAUUGCGCGGACGACCAAAUCUCGAAACAGGUUCUAUACGAGGCUCUGUACGUUCUCGUCGGAUGAGUGUUGCAAGUAACGCAGAAAAUAGAAUCCAAAUCGCUGCCGACAUGGUGGCCGCUGUGGGUGUCUUAGCCACUGAAGGCUCGAAAUCGGUAGCGCCCGACUUCGUGGAGAAGAAGCUGCUUGGCUUAUGGAGUGAAUUGUUGGAGAUGGUAGAUGACACUAUUGAACAAGAUGAUAGCUUCUUUCAACUUGGAGGUGAUAGCAUCAUUGCGAUGCGCUUAGUUGGAGCUGCGAGAGAGGAAGGUCUAUCAAUGACCGUCGCUGAUGUGUUCAAAAACCCAACCUUUGCAGAUAUGGCUCGAGUUGUUCGCGUAGCUGGUGAGCUCAUCGACGAAGUCAUGUCCCGUGCUGGUGGCGAAUCGAUAACUGGCAAGGAUACCGGUGGACCAUCAAGACCUACUUAUCGACUCACCAAGCAAGCAUCUUCGAUUUGGGAUGACUACCGUUCUGUAGUUUCUGAGUACAACGUCGAUGGUAAAAGCAUGGCUCCCAGUACACCCCCGGCUGAACCGGAGCCAGCAAGGAAUGAAACGAUGUUCAAGAAAUGGCAAGGCUUUGCGUCCGGUAUACAGCCAUCGAGGCCACAGGUACAACGCAAGUCAAGCCAGAAGUCGCAAGUUCCACAAACAAUCCAGGAAGGAGUAGAAGUUACUGCACCCAAAUCUAUCUCACUGCUCGGAGAUCCGAACGUCGAUAGCGUCAUCUCGAAGGUACAGGUCUUCAAAGGUGGCAUCUCCGACGUUUUCCCUGUGACCGAUUUUCAAGCGCUUGCAAUUACCGGGACCCUAAUGGAAUCCAAGUGGAUGCUAAACUACUUCUACCUUGACGGUAACGGGCCUCUGGAUCUCCGCAAAUUGAAGCAAGCUGCGUUCCGAAUGGUGCAAGCUUUUGAUAUCCUCCGGACCGUCUUUGUUCCGUAUGGCGAUCGAUUCCUCCAGGUAGUACUCCGGAAGCUUCAACCAGAUUUCAUAUACCAACAAACAGACGAUGACCUUGAUAUGUUCACUACCAAAUUACGACAGAAAGACCGCGAACAUGGCCCACGUCUUGGCGAAGCCUUCAUUCAAUUUGUUGUUGCCAAACAGAAGCAGUCCGGACGCUACCGCAUUUUCAUGCGACUUUCGCACGCUCAGUAUGAUGGUGUCUGUAUGUCGAGGAUUCUUGGCGCGCUUCAAGAUGGCUACAACGGCCUCCCUGUCUCCUCCGCUCCCAGCUUCGGUAAUUUCGUGAAGGGAAUAGCCAAAACUGUUGCUGGCGCACAUGACCACUGGAAAGAGAUCCUGCGUGGUUCUAGUAUGACCGAGAUUGUGAACCGCUUCGGUCCCAGUUACCAACGUUCCGCUGGCCGCACAGUCACGCUUGAACAGACACUCACGGUACCUACUUUGUCACGUGUCAAUAUCACCGCUGCUACCGUUGUGAAAGCUGCAUGGGCUGCAACUCUUGCACGCGUUGCAAGUAAGUCAGACAUCGUCUUUGGACACGUCAUUUCUGGCCGGAACGGUAAUGUUGCAAACGUCGAAAGUAUCGUCGGUCCUUGCCUCAACAUGGUGCCUGUUCGUGUAGUGUAUCGGCCAGAAUGGACCGUACUAGAUCUCCUUCACUAUAUUCAGGAUCAACAAAUUUCCAACAUGCCAUACGAGUCUCUUGGCUUCCGGGAAAUUACACGACACUGCACAGACUGGCCAGAUUGGACCAACUUCUCCAGUGUCCUCCAGCAUGAUCAGAACAUCCAAGAGGAGAACCCCAUGAUGCAGCUAGGCGGCGUCGAGUUUAAUGUUGGCGCUGUGGGCUCUCAAGAAGAUUUUGCUGACUUCUCCAUCCACUCAACCUCCCGCGGUGGUAGUACACUCGAAGUCACCUUGACAUACUCUCCGAAUAGCACCAUCACUGCAGAGUUUGCUCAGAACGUCUUCGAAAUGUUAUGCGCAAAUACAGUGGCUUUUUCGGGGGAUCCGCAUACACUCCUGCCCUCACCAUCUGAGCUUAGUUCCCAGAGCUCGACGACCAUCAACUCCGAUAAAAUGCGGAUCAAGGCAGCAGAGAAGCAACCAGUCGCCCUACCAACCGAUACCGGCCUCUCUAAGCAUGAGAUCAACACCCUUGCAACUACACUCCGCGCCGCAUGGGAGCAGAUCUUGCAUGACGAGCACGGCUCUCCAACACCAAGUGAACUAAGUUCCGACUUUUUCCAACUUGGUGGAGACAUCAUGGGUUUAGCCCAGGUUGCCUCUAUUCUUGAUCAUGAGGGCUUUAGGGUUCGGGUCGAGGACCUGAUCGAUAAGAGUGUGUUUGUGGAGCAGGUGAGCUUGCUGGCUGUGGAGAGAAAGAAACAGAUUGAAAAGGAGAGGCAGAGUCCCUGGGGUGAAAAGGUGAAGUCAAAAACUGCGGAGAGAGUGAAGACUGAGAGAACGGGAAGUGGAUUUGGCGCUUUCGCAAGGAAGAUGGGGUUUAAGGGUAAGGAGAGUGCGAAGGCUUGAGAAUCAUCUGAGGAAAAUGAUCUCUUCGCGCUAGCGGUUUCCUUCAUAACAUAUGGCUGGCGUUGCUGGUGAGCGGGCGCUAAGCCUUUAUGUUCUUUCAUUCACGGUUGCUCUGAUGCUGUAUUGGUUGGUUGGCGCCGCUGGUUAGCGGGCGCAUGGGUGACUUUUUCUCUGGCGUUGAGCCACACUUGCAUGAUGGCCCUAUUUCAUGAGCAC